This is a messenger RNA of Gracilinanus agilis (Agile Gracile Mouse Opossum), 2658 nucleotides long. RefSeq names its product CDC42 binding protein kinase gamma (gene CDC42BPG). NCBI's taxonomy places the organism in Eukaryota, Metazoa, Chordata, Mammalia, Didelphimorphia, Didelphidae. The coding region runs from base 1 to 2658 and encodes 885 amino acids. Gene Ontology annotation, cellular component: cytoskeleton; cytoplasm. The transcript has 25 exons. The record is from RefSeq and is a predicted model, not a curated record. Gene Ontology annotation, biological process: peptidyl-threonine phosphorylation; actomyosin structure organization. Gene Ontology annotation, molecular function: protein serine/threonine kinase activity; ATP binding.
AUGGACUACAUCUCCCAGGAGGCCCUACGCCCCUUUCCCCAAACCCGGACGCGACCAGCCACCCCCUUCGUGACAAAGGUGAAAGAGCUGAGGCUCCAGAGGGAUGACUUUGAGAUCCUCAAAGUGAUUGGCCGAGGAGCCUUUGGGGAGGUUGCUGUGGUGAGACAGAAGAACACAGGCCAGAUUUUUGCCAUGAAGAUGCUACACAAAUGGGAGAUGCUGAAGAGGGCUGAGACGGCUUGCUUCCGGGAGGAGCGAGAUGUCCUGGUGAAGGGAGAUGGCCGCUGGGUGACGACUCUCCACUGUGCUUUCCAGGAUGAUGAUUAUCUGUACCUGGUGAUGGACUACUACGCCGGUGGGGACCUGCUGACCUUGCUGAGUCGCUUUGAGGACCGGCUACCGCCCGAGCUGGCCCAGUUCUAUCUGGCUGAGAUGGUGCUGGCCAUCCACUCCCUGCACCAGCUGGGCUACGUGCACAGGGAUGUCAAGCCGGACAACGUUCUUCUGGACACAAAUGGGCACAUUCGCCUGGCCGACUUUGGCUCCUGCCUGAGGCUCAACGCCAAUGGAAUGGUGGACUCGUCAGUGGCUGUUGGCACUCCUGACUACAUCUCCCCUGAGAUCCUCCAAGCCAUGGAGGAAGGAAAGGGCCACUAUGGGCCCCAGUGCGACUGGUGGUCCCUGGGCGUCUGUAUGUACGAGCUGCUCUUUGGAGAGACGCCCUUCUACGCUGAAUCUCUAGUGGAGACCUAUGGCAAGAUCAUGAACUAUGAGGACCAUCUGCAGUUUCCCCCAGAUGCCCCUGAAGUGUCAGAGAGUGCCCGGGACCUGAUCCGCAAACUCCUGUGUCGCCAGGAGGAGAGGCUGGGCCGGGGGGGCCUUGAUGACUUCCGGGGUCACCCCUUCUUUGAGGGUGUGGACUGGGAGCGACUCCCCACCAGCACCGCGCCCUACAUCCCUGAACUCCAGGGGCCUGUGGAUACCUCCAACUUUGAUGUGGAUGAUGACACCCUUAACCACCCGGGAACCCUGCCACCUGCCUCCCAUGGGACCUUCUCUGGCCACCACCUGCCUUUUGUGGGUUUCACCUUCACCUCAGGUCCCCGGCCGGGCUCAGACAGGAGCCCCCAGCUGGCGGCCUCCAGCCAGGAGCAGAGCUUGCAGAUCCUGGAGAAGGAGAAGGCGGAGCUGAGCGGGAAGCUGCAGGAUGCCCUGCAGAGAGUCGCCCCUGGGUACAAGGAGCUGGAGCUGCUUCGGAAGGAAGCAGAGACCCUGCGGAAGAGGCUGGCAGAGGCCCAGGUGGAGGCUGCCCCAGGUGGGGGGGCGGCCCCUGCGAGCAGCUGGCAGCAGGAGAGAGACCGGCUUUGCCAGGACCUGUCUGAGGCUCGGAAUCAGCUGCAGGCCCAGGCCCAGGAGCUGCUCGUCUCUGAUGGGAGGCAGAAGGAGCUGCAGCAGAGGCUUCGGGAGGCCGAGGAGGCCGCAGGGGAGGCUGGGAGCCGGGCGCAGGCUCUGAGCCGUCAGCUGGACGAUGCCCGGGAAACCCAGGCUGAGCUCGAGGCCAAGCUGGCUGCCCUGAGCCAGGAGGUGAGCCGGCUCCGGAGGCAGAGGGAGAGGAGCCGCGAGAAGGAGCGGACCAAGGCCAAGGCCGUCCAUUCGCCCCCCGAGACCAAUGGCUCUGGGCCGCUGGGCGGGGGGCCGCCGGAGGCCCUGAAGAGGGAGAUGGAGGCUCUGCGGUCCCAGUUGGAGCAGGCUCGGAGCCAGAGCCCCAAAGGGAAGGAUGAGCUGCUCCGGCUCCAGGAGGAGAACAGACGCCUGACCCAGGAGCAGCAGCAGCUAUCAGGAGAGCUCGAGCGAGAGAGGCAGGUCAAGAAACAGCUGGAAGGAGAGCGGCGGGAGAGCGAGAGCAACUGGGAGGCCCAGAUCUCCGACAUCCUCACCUGGGUGAAUGAUGAGAAGGUCUCUCGAGGCUAUCUGCAGGCUCUGGCCACCAAGAUGGCGGAGGAGCUGGAGUCGUUGCGCAGCGCAGGGACCCAGACCCUCCCGGCCCGGCCCCUGGACCACCAGUGGAAGGCCCGGAGGCUCCAGAAGAUGGAGGCCUCGGCCAAGCUCGAGCUGCAGUCUGCGCUGGAGGCCGAGAUCCGAGCCAAGCAGAGCCUGCAGGAGGAGCUGGGCCGGGUCCGGGAGGCCCAGCGCCAAGGGGAGAGCCACCUGCAGGAGGCCGAAAAGCGAAAUGAGACGCUGCGGCAGGAGCUGGCCGCGCUGAGGGAAGAGCUGAAGGCCCGAGGGCCGGGGGAUUCCAAGCCGUCCGGAUCCCUGAUUCCGUUCCUGUCCUUCCGGAGCUCGGAGAAGGACGCUUCGAAGGACCCUCCCAACUCCCCGGACGCCCCGGACCCCCGGCGCCCCGGGCCCGAGUCAGAGCUUCGGCCAGAGGGCCGCCGCAGCAUGCGGAUGGGGGCCGUGUUUCCUCGAGCCCCGGCCCCGGCUCCCGGCGACAGUCUUCCAGCCAAGCCCGGCUCCCAUGCUUUGCGCCCCCGGAACUUCGUGUCCCCCACCAAGUGUCUGAGAUGUACCUCCCUCAUGCUCGGCCUCAGCCGCCAGGGCCUGGCCUGUGAAGAAAUGGGGGUGCAGGAGCUCCGUAGUGGCCCUGGGGAGGUCUGA